Molecule: messenger RNA, 1418 nt
Organism: Tarenaya hassleriana
Lineage: Eukaryota; Viridiplantae; Streptophyta; Magnoliopsida; Brassicales; Cleomaceae
Exons: 2
Coding region: 82-1350 (422 amino acids)
Source: RefSeq, a predicted model, not a curated record
CCAAAACCCAUCACAUAAAUUCUCAAAUCUCAUCAUCAUUCUCAAUCAUAGAAACCAAACUAACACACUUGAUCUCUACAAAUGUAUGUGACGAGGCCGUUAUCGUUGUACAGAAAGUCUCCGACCUCUCUCUCUGAAGAACCACCGGAAGGUCCGUUUUCCGGCGUUCUCGUGAUCACAGACGAAGAAGCAGAAGCGGAGGACACUUUCUGUUUCGGGAUCUGCAAGAGGACAAGAGUCAAGAAGUUUCCGUUUCCUCAGGACAAGAUCUUAUCGGUCGUUCACACCGACAACUCGAGUUACAGAGAGAGUUCUGUCACAAAGGUGCUGUUUUUGCCCGUUCUUGAUCAGCCCCUGUCUUCUAAUCGGUACUAUGUCAUCCACGCCAAAGGCAGACAUAAAGGAAAAGCUUGUGUCUGCUUUAUGGAGAUAGACAAGGGAAUAUGUUGUCUUCCUGGUAUCUUACAGGACAAGAAGCCUAAACCUUUGGAUCCAAGAAACAUAUACCACACGGUAAAGAUCCAUCGCCAUCACGGGCACACGUUCUUCGCCAAAUCCAUUGCUCCCGGAAGUAAGCCUCCUUCCUUUCUCAAGAAGAAAGGUUGGGAGCUCCAGACCUCGAGGAGCCUGUAUCCAUGGCGGCUCAGAGAAGCCCUAGGCCUAGACGAGGAUCUCAGAAACCGUCUUCCCGGUUUCGAUUUCUCGGUCUCGACGAUACGGUCGGGGAGUGUGAUCGUAGGGGAAUGGUACUGCCCGUUCGUGUUCGUGAGGGAGCCUUGCAGGCCAAGGCACCAGAUGAGGAAAUCGGCAUUCUACAAGAUGACACUGUCUCAGUAUUGGGAACGCAUCUACCAACGCGACAACACAGACAUAUCAAACAACGAGAACACGAAUGAGAACGACGCGCAAGUGGUGAACGUAGACGUUAACGUGGAGAGGGAGGCGAGUUAUGUGAUGGGAAUGGAAGCAGUGAGAGGCGAGAAAGAAGGGGUUGGAGGGUUUUAUUGGUACAGCAUUAUCCCGAAAACCUCAGAGGCGAGGAGGAUGAUGAGGAAGAGGAGGAGGAUGGGAUUAGGGUUAGGGUUAAGCUUUGCGGUGGUGGAGAGGAUGAAGAGGGUGGAGGAGGAAGGAGGGUUUGUGGGAGGAAGAGGGAGGAUGGUGAAUAUAAAGAGAGAGGAGAAAAUUAGGGUUUGUAGAAGUGAGAAUGGUGAGAGUGACAGUAGAAACAGAUGGAGAAGAUUUGGGUGUUAUGUGUUGGUGGAGAGCUUUGGGCUGAGGAGAGCAGAUGGAACGUUGCUGCUUAAAUGUGUUUUCAGACAUUCUCAUAGAGUUAGAUGCAAGUGGGAGUGACUUUGGUUUCUGUUCUUUUGAAAAUAUUUAUUACUUUGUGUAAUGAUAUCAUUAUCCAUGGUUCCGUA